Mya arenaria is the source of this 4278-nucleotide messenger RNA. RefSeq names its product regulation of nuclear pre-mRNA domain-containing protein 1B-like. The record is from RefSeq and is a predicted model, not a curated record. The coding region runs from base 13 to 1071 and encodes 352 amino acids. Gene Ontology annotation, cellular component: RNA polymerase II, holoenzyme. Lineage: Eukaryota; Metazoa; Mollusca; Bivalvia; Myida; Myidae. The transcript has 8 exons. Gene Ontology annotation, biological process: mRNA 3'-end processing. Gene Ontology annotation, molecular function: RNA polymerase II complex binding.
ACGACAACAAACAUGUCGUCGUUUUCAGAAAACAACUUAUCAAAGAAAUUUAAUGAGUUAAACGGUACUCAGCAGAGUAUUCAAACACUAUCGUUGUGGCUGAUUCACCACAGAAAGCAUUCCAAGACGAUCGUUCUGGUUUGGUUGAAAGAAUUGAAAAAAGCUACACCUCCACGGAAACUGAUUUACGUAUACUUGGCCAAUGAUGUUAUCCAAAACAGUAAGAAAAAGGGAAAUGAAUUCAACAAGGAUUUUGGCACACACCUUGCAGAGGCUUUUGCAAGUGCAUACAAAGAUGCUGGGGAGAAACAGCGAGGCUCCCUGGACCGUAUACUCAAUAUCUGGGAGGAUAGAGGGGUCUAUACCAAGGACUUCAUGAAGAAUCUCAGGCAGGAAUUAGGACAAAGAGCAUCUGCUGGAAAUACCCAGACUUCUGUAAGCAUAGCAGAUGUUUUGACCCCAAAGCCACCUUCACAGUCCCCUGCUAAACGCCCGUCCCAACAGAACCAGUCGAUAUCCGAGUUCCUGGCUAAGAAACGUAAGAUUGGGAAGGAUGAUGCAGAUCAGGUGACUCUUAAGCAGGAAAUCAACGGACUAACAACGGAAGAACUCGGACAUUAUGAUACAGAAGCACUGAUUAAGCGGCUCUCAUCCCUGGAAAGUUCAGCGUCAUGUGAUGCAGCUAUCAGAGAAAAAAUUGCGAAGCUUCCCCCAGAGGUUUCAGAUAUUUCCCAGUUGGCAAAACUGCAUGACAAGGAAUCUGCAAGGAGGUUGUCAGAUAUUGUAGACAGUGCAUGUUCAAUGCUGACUGAUUACAACAAGCGCCUGUCCACCGAGAUGGAGGAACGAAGGAAUCUCGCCAAGAUGCUCCGGGCCUUCGUUCUCGCACAAUCAGAGCAGCUACAUCAUGCAGAGAAACGGUUACAGGAGUACAAGAACAAGCUGGCAAAGGUGAACGUGGUUCGUCACGAGCUCAAGUCUCACAUCCAAAACCUUCCCGACAUCGCCCGACUGCCUGACCCUAUGGGUGGGCUAGCCCCACUCCCCCAGGUCAAUGAUCUCUUCAACUGACACUGCCUCAAUAUUUCAGUGAAUUUUAUGAGCGAGUACAAAUACUUCCUGUGUCAUCCAUCGAAUGGUGCAAUGGGAUCAAAAAGGGAGGAAACUAGUCAAGAGACUUUUGUGCUAUUCCACUCUGCGGAUUGCCUCCCUUUGACCAGUGAAAAGUCAGUCACUUUAAUAGUCGCUUUGUGAUACAUGUCAAUUAAUUAUAUGUAUAUUAUGAAUUUUAACAUGUUGAAGCAUUUUGAAUGUAUUUGUAUGAUAUUAAAACAACAACAAGGUAUGGCAAUAGCCAUGUUGUCAUUGAAGGGAUUGUCAGCGUUCAGAAACCUUUGCUAUACCUCAAAAAACAUUAGUCAACAUCAUUUCACUGUCUUAAAUAAUUGUUCAGUUAUGCAGCAUUUUUUACUGAAAAAACAGAUUAGUGUUGGUAUCAGCGUACAGUGCUUGUUUUAUUUUCUGCUGCAAACAGUAAUUAUUUCAUUUUGAGCAAAUUGUUUGUACAGAUUUUGCUAAACAUUCCAUAUGGCAGAAGUGUAUAUUUGAAAACCAUUACCAUUUUCAUUUUUCACAUGUUGUGCUACCUUCAGGACGUUCGUAAAGUGAAGUUUUGAAGCAUUUUACCCCUUUUGUGGUUACAUUUCCUUGAUUCUUGAAUCUAAAUGAAUUGUUUGAAUACAUUUGUGUAGAGAUGACAUAUAAUGAUGUUGAAGUUGCAAAUUAUUUUACUUUUUGUUGAAAUAGCAGUAAAAUAAUGUAGCAAUUAUUAACUAUUUGUGAGACUUCCAUAUUUCAUAGAAAUCUUCCAAAAUUGAUAGCAAAGAUAUUCAUACUUCCAGUUUUAAAUUCUUAAUGGAAUCCCAGCCACUUUUUAAAAAUGUUUUAGCUGUACACACAUAUAUAAUCACAAGGUGAAGGCGGUGUUUGUGUGCUGUAACCCUUUCUUCUUCUUAUAUUAUUAUUCAUACUUUUUAAGGGACUCACAGAUUUUCUGUUGGCAACACUUUUUUUAAACUUUGUAAUGAUUGAAAUCAGUUAUUUUUCUGACUUUUAAGAACAAACAUAAAAGAAAUUAAUUCUUAGUAGUAUUUACUUGGUUUACCUUUGCUUGUAGGCAAAAUAGAUCAUCUUCUGUUACAUUUUAAAAUGAUAAUUGACAACAGAGUUAUAUUUUGAACUUCUAAUGAUGUAUCAUUGUCACAGCGUUUGUUUAUGCGGCCCUUCAAAGCAUGAAAUAAUCCCUUCAAGAUAUGAACAUUCCUUUAGAUUUAUGUUAGCCAUCAUAUCACGGAGUUUAUACUUUUAUAGAUUAAUUUAAUAUUUUUCUUUUUAUUAAAGUGUCUUUAAACAAAAAUUUAUAUGUACCAGUUAAGGUACAUCAAGCUGAAAAGGUUAAACAAAAUAAGAUGGUAGGCAAUUAAGACUUGUCAUUUCUGAUAUGGAAUCAUGAAAAUUGUUUUGUAUUUUUAUAAUGUUUAACACACUUGUUUUUUGUAUGAAUAUUUUUUACAGUUCCAAUGGUUAGUGUUGGUGUAUAGUUUUCAUCUCUUAUUUCUGGUUUUAUACAUUUUAUGCAUUUGUGUAUUGAGACUGUGUGUUUCACUAUGCAUUGUUGUGAUGAACACUUAUUGAUGUCUGGUUCAAAUGGCCCUUUUUGUGCCAGAAUGACUUGAAAUGCUUUAAAGCACACAUCCAUAUAAUUAUAUUAUUAACACUUGCAGUAUUAGGAGUUCUUUUAAAGAAAUAGUUGAGUUUAAAUGGACUAGACACAAGAUGGUCCCAAAAUAUGCAUAAAUAGUAUUUCCUCAUAACAAGCCUAGAAAGAUGAAUACGAGUUAGUUUGAGACCAAUAAUACAUCAUUUUAUAUGAUUAAAAUAAUAAUUUGUGGUGUAUAUUUAGCAUGUGAAAGUCACCUGAUUAGUACAGAUGUAUAUACCAAGCUAUUUUUAAAUUUACUUGUGUUCACAUGGUAGACAAACCUAGUAAAUUUUGAAUUGAAAAAUAUGCAAAAAUCAUGAAAGAUUCAUGUGUCGUAGAUGAUAUGAUAUAUUAGUUAGUAAGACUCAAUUCGUUGUACACAACUUAAUGUAUAGUUUUGACAAUUUUCUCUUUUUUGGCAAUGGUAUCAUCUGGUGUCUAGUCCCUUUAAUUAAGAUGCAGGCAUAUUUGUAGCACCAUGAGGUGUAUUCAAGAUAAUAUUCUGUCACAUUUUUGGUGGAUUGUUCAUAACUUUGUUAAAGUUGACAAUGUUAAUUGAACUUUUAAAUGUUAACUACCUUAUAAGUUGUGAUUUGCAGUAUUUCUUAGAUUUGAUACAAGUAUUUCAGUUGUGAUUUAUUUAAAUAUUUCCUUACAUCAUUAAAUAUUUCAACAAAGUUAACAAAUACGUUGUAAACUUUAACAGAGUUUUGAACAGUUAACCUAUUAAAGUUACUGUUUGAAUGACAUUCAUUGGCUGAAUGUGCCAUAGUUUGCUUCAUGUGGUAGAUAUAUCGCUGAUAAUUGUUUGUUUUAGUGUAAGAUCAUAAUAUAUUUUACCCAGUGAACACUAAAAAGAUAUAUUUCACGAGUGGCAUAGCUAGAGUGAAAUAUUCACUUUUGGUAUUAACAAGGUGAAAUAUAUUGCUAUCUUACACUGAAAUAAACAAUGCCUAAAAUUGGGGUUAAAAGUCGUCUUAUUAAACUUUUUUAGAAAGUACGUGCCUAUUUGUAUGCGCAUGUCACAUCAAUCCGGAAAUGACGUUGUUGAAAUGAGUCCUAGUCCUAUGCAAGCUGACGUUUGAUUUGGAACUGACAGGUGGCUAAAAUUUCAAUUAAUUUGAUAUUUUCAAUGUUUCAUACAGUAAAUUGCGAACCUUUUUUCAUUGAUAGAUCUCUAUUAACCACCAAAAAGCAUAUAAUAAAUCAUUUUCUUUGCAAAUGAUGUACACUGGAACAGUAUGUUCACCAAUGUUACUUCGUUAAUUUUUUUCUUUAUUUUGAAUUAAAUUGUUCCAUUAAAUGCUCUGACAGCUAAAUAAUUGUCUUGUUACAAUGUGCCUUCAGUGUAGAAUAUAUGAUAUGAGUUUCAUUUUUGUUUUUGAGAAGUUGUGUUUUAUUGGACUUGGAAUAAGUCUUAAGUUUGUAAGGAUAAAUGUCCCUCUGUGGAUUCUGGAUGCACCCAUACUCAAAAUUGUUAUAUGAUUGUUAUGUAUUUGUAUAUAUUAAAUGAUGCA